GAUCUUUAUAUCUGGUUGCUGCUGAGUUGAGAGGAAAUCACACAAAGAUGAAGCCAGAAACCAAAUCACUGUUAAACAUCUUUGUCCUGGGUCUUGGAUUUAUGUUAAUGUUCACUGCCUUUCAGACCUGUGGAAACAUUGAACAAACCGUGAUUAAGAGUUUUAAUAGCACAGAAUUUCAUGGAAGCGGUUACACAAGCUUGUCUAUUAUUUACGGAGUCUUUUCUGCAUCAAAUCUAAUUGCUCCUUCAGUGGUAGCUGUCAUUGGUCCUCAGUUGUCACUUUUUUUCAGUGGACUAGUUUACAGUGGAUACAUUGCUAUGUUUAUUCAUCCAUUUACCUGGAGUUUCUAUACUGUUUCAGUCUUGGUCGGAAUUGCUGCUGCAGUGCUGUGGACCGCUCAGGGGAAUCUUCUUACCAUUAAUUCCAGUGAUUCCACCAUUGGCCGUAAUAGUGGGAUAUUUUGGGCUUUGCUGCAGUUUAGCUUGUUCUUUGGCAAUCUUUACAUUUAUGUUGCCUGGCAUGGGAAGGUCAACAUAUUAGAUAAAGACCGUCAGACAGUGUUCAUUUCGCUCACCAUCAUCAGUCUGGUUGGAAACUUCCUCUUCUUCCUCAUUCAGCGAACUGAAACAGAAGUUUUGCCUUCUGAGGGGUCUGAAUCACCAGUGCCUGGAGAUGCUUGUGAAAGCGACUCAGGGGUGGUAGCGUCGCAGGGCCUAUGUGUUCAGGCUUUGGUGGCAUUCAAGAAAUCCAUUCAGCUGUCUAUGACCAAAGAAAUGUUGCUGCUAAGUAUAACCAUCGCAUACACAGGACUGGAAUUGACAUUUUACAGUGGGGUAUAUGGGACCUGCUUAGGAGCCAUGACGCAGUUUGGUGAUAAUGCCAAAAGUCUCAUUGGCCUCUCUGGAAUUUUCAUUGGUGUUGGUGAAAUUCUUGGUGGGUCUGUGUUUGGAAUGCUGAACCAGUGCAACAAGUAUGGAAGGAACCAUGUGGUGCUCUUGGGAUUGUUUACACACUUUUUGGCCUUCUACCUAAUAUUCCUGAACAUAGCCAGUGAUGCCCCACUUGCCCCAGAGGAGGGCACACGGUUGCAAGGCUUCUUCACUCCCAGCAUGGAGUUGGCAUUGUUCUGCAGUUUUCUGCUUGGGCUUGGUGACAGCUGUUUUAACACACAACUACUCAGCAUUGUGGGUUUCAUAUUUCGUGAAGACAGCGCUCCAGCAUUUGCUGUUUUCAAGUUUGUACAGUCCAUCGCUGCAGCUCUGGCAUUCAUCUACAGUAACUAUCUUCUACUGCAGUGGCAACUGCUCAUUAUGGUACUGGUGGGCUUUACUGGGACCAUUUCAUUCUUUGUGGCUGAAUGGACUGUGGUCAACAGCAGACGAAACUCCGAUUAUGACAGCAUCUAAUGGCUGGAGUCAAAGACAAUGUGGCAGCAGGAGACUAGUUUUGUGCACUCCUUUUCAGCAUUUUUCCUGCAGCUUCCUUGAUCCUCAGGAUUGUUAAAAAAUUUGUAGAUCUGGCCAAGUUUGUACACCUCCCCACUCUAACACACGCACAACUGUAUUGUUUCUUCUUUCUUGCAGGUUAUAAUUUUUUUAUAUAUAUAUAUAUAUAUAUAUAUAUAUAUAUAUAUAUAUAUAUAUAUAUAUAUAUAUAAAGCCAUUAAAUUUCUUUUUUGCUUUUCUGAUAAUGAAAAUUUUAAAGGUCUAAAGGAAUUAGGGUUGGUUGUGUACACAUCUCAAAACUGUAAGGCAAUAAUUGUUGUAAAAUGCCUUAUUAAAUUAAUGUAAUUUCAGGCAUAGUUCCAGCUAAUUAUUGAGCCAAAGGCAAAGUGCAGUGUAGUAAUUCCUUAUUGUUAUAAAGGGAAAACAUUUCAAAUGUGUAUGUUUUAAUAGUAGAAUCCAGUCAUUAGAAAAUACUUAUAAUUUAGCUACAAGAUGACCGAGAUAUUGCCUCCAGUUAAACUUGGUUUUGUUUAAACUUUUUACCUUAAGUGUUUUCCCCCCCAUCCCUUUAAUAUUUACUAGCCACUGGCCACAGAAUAAUCAGUUAAUGUUAAAAGAACAAAUAAGAUUCUCUGUUAUUAAUAGUCUCAGAUUUCAUUUUUGGAAAUUUACAACAGUAAUAUUGGUCCUUCCUUUAAAUGAUACGUCGCUAAAAUGUUCAAUGACAAUUGAAGAAUCAAUGAUGUGAGAAAGAAUCUGACAACCUGUAUGCCUCUGCACAUCUCUAGAUGUUCAUUUCCUCAAGAUUUAAUUCGUAACACUACAUCAGUAUAACUGUAAUAAAUUAAUGAUAUUUCUGUUAAAUCAUCAAUUGUAAAUUCACAAAUCUAAUUUGUGAAAGCAAUACCAUAAUCUGUGGUACAACUGCAAAUAUAGGCGGAAGAUAGCUAUGUACUCAGGACUUUUGCUACAAGACAUACAUGAGUGCUGUAAUCCUGUAAAUGCGUAAAAAAAAAUUCUAACGAUUUAACAUUUAUACUUUUUUUUCCCCCACAUUUGGCUCAUCUUAUGUAUAAGAAAACAACUGGACAUUUUCAAGCUUCCAAAAAUAGAAAGCUGUUCAGUGAAGAUUCUGCAGAGAGCAAUAGAGCCUUUGAAAUGCAUGCAGUACGAUAAUCAGUUUUAUUAUGGUGGUGGUAUAUGGAUAAUGUUCCAUAAAAACAAACAAACAAAAAAAUCCUGAAUCAUUCUCUCUCCCUUUCUCACUGGCUGUGUAGUUGUAUGUGCAUGCAUUGCACCUACACAUUAAAAGUAUGUAAUAAAGGUGGUUCUUGUUUGUACUAUGUAUAUAAUCCUGAUUUCACCCCAGGAAACACCUUUCUUUUUUUUUAUCCAUUAUUCUCUUAGGAUUAUUUAUAAAUUUAGUGCUUCUGUUUACUGUUAAAAUAUACAAAUAUACAUGGAUGCAUAUAUUAACUUGGUGCAUUUACAAAUUGGUAAAUGUAUUCUUAAAAACACACCUAGUGCUUUUAACAGGCAUCAUGGUUAAAGCUGGAACUUAUUUAAGGGCCUCUAGUAUUCUACCCUCCCAAAAAUUUUCAGUCAAUAUUUUCUCAACAGCUGCAUAUAUUUUUCCCCAUUCCUUCCUCUUCUUCUGCUUCUUUUUUUUUUUUUUGCAAACUGAGCACCUAAUGGAUUUAACCUUUUCUUAUUUAUAUGUUUAUUUAAUUCAACAGGCAUCAGGAGAUUACACUUCGCUUACACAGUUUGGAGAAAAAAGCACAUUGGAGACUUUUAAUGCAGAAGAUUCCUGAUAAUGUAACACCAUAAAGGCAUUUCUGUGGCACCACUCGAAAGUUUCUGCGCUUUGUACAGUAUCGAUUUUGGAGCCAUUAAAGCGAUACGUGAAUCAACACAAAAGAAUCGCAAAUAAUAACAGAACUAACUUUACUAACUGCAUUGCUGUGCGGAAUUAGUUGACCUGAGGGGAUGUCCACAAACUCCCUGCCUCCCCAUCUCUAAGGGACCUUUCCAGUGAGUCCCCUGCCUUACCCACAAAAUAAAAUCAGGGCACUAACAAGGUUAAUUAACUUGUGACAAAAAAUUACAUGUGCAAAUGAGCAAUAGAAACUGAUGUAUUUUGAUUUCUGCUGCAGCGCACAGAAUUUUAAACUAACCUGCAUUGUGCCAACUGACCAGGUUGGUGAAGGUGGCACACUUUGCAUAUGUUACAGUACUAUCAAUUAUUGCUUAAAUGAUAAUCAAAAUGACACACUGUCUAUACCUUCAUAGUCACGAUUUACAUAUUUUCUAAUGACUACUUUCAGCAUGACUAUGCACCAUUAUAACCACUUAAAAUAGUUCUCUGACCAUGACAAUAUGUUUUCAGUGUCUAAGGCCUGUGGUAAAACAGGAGAUUUGCAGCAUGACAGUCCACCUAA
Clarias gariepinus (North African catfish) is the source of this 3889-nucleotide messenger RNA. RefSeq names its product major facilitator superfamily domain containing 11 (gene mfsd11). Bases 48 to 1409 code for a protein of 453 amino acids. The transcript has 14 exons. NCBI's taxonomy places the organism in Eukaryota, Metazoa, Chordata, Actinopteri, Siluriformes, Clariidae. The record is from RefSeq and is a predicted model, not a curated record.